AUGAGGUUUAAUAAAGUGCUGUUGUUUGUCGUUAUAAUGGGCGGGACUUGGCAGAUAGGCCGACCGACCUGUGUUUUGGAAUCAGAUUUUGGAUUUGUCCUCAACUGUGCUUUUAAGAAAUCUGGGCUGUUUCGAGUUAGAAAUCUUGGUGGUGUGAAAGCUCACAUAGGCCUGGGGUUUAGUGUAGGAGAUGAGUUGGGAUUCAAGGAGUCCCUCACGAACGUCGAACAGAACCGAAGGAGAUCGACGUCGGCGUCGAAGCUCCAAGCUCAACUAAUCCAAGCCCAGCAAAACGCGAAGAAGCCGAGCGCGAUAACGCCAUCACCGAAGGGUCUCUCGUUGGAUUCCAGAAUGGGCACCGUGGACGUUGUUACACCAACGUCAGCGGGACAAAUGAUGGGUUUACCCAAAUCCGUCAAGAGAACUUCUGGAGCUGUCCCUCCUUUCAAACCCAUUCCUCCAGCAGAGGAAAGAUACACAGCCGGUCACUCAGCUUCUUUUACCGAGGAUGCCGUCAAGUCGAGAAAUUACUUUGCAGGUGAUACGAAUAAUCCGGAAAUGAUGGCGAUAAUAGCAAUACCGAGGAGGGAAGUGCAAGCUCAAGAUAAAACCGGUAACGAUCAGUUCUCGUACAAAGUUUACCCGGCGGCGGCGAAUAACGAGGUAAACCCGAAGAACGCCAUCAUUUCAUUCGGCAACAGUAAUUUCACCGAAGAAGACAUCGAGGCGUUGAUUCAGAAACAAAUGGCUAUGAAGAAUAGAGCAACAACUACCACUACAACGACUACGACGACGACGCCAAAACCGUUUAAUAAAUACGCCAACAGCGCCGGGAAAGUGAUGAACGCGCCCAAGGAAUACUAUCCCGUUGGGUACGACAAGAAUUUCGAUGACAACUUCGCUUCGAGGGUGGAGUUGCCGGAAACAUCGUUUUAUUGCGGUGAUCAGAAGCAUUUUCCCGGGCUGUACGCCGACGAAGAUUUGGGUUGCAUGGUGUUUCACGUCUGUGCUUUAACGGAUGAUGGGCUUAUUAUGAAGAGCUUCCUGUGUCCGGAAUCGACUUUGUUCGAUCAAACGAUUUUGAAGUGCAAUUGGUGGUUUUACGUGGAUUGUAAGAAUUCGAAAAAACUGUACGAUUCCAAUAUACCGAUAUCGAAAAGCUAUCAAUUGAUGAAAGCUCUAACGUUCUUCUCUUCUUACAAAAACGAUAAUAGGAAUAGCACGAAAACGAACGAUAAAGACUGA
This is a messenger RNA of Phyllotreta striolata, 1245 nucleotides long. The record is from the annotation of a GenBank genome assembly. NCBI's taxonomy places the organism in Eukaryota, Metazoa, Arthropoda, Insecta, Coleoptera, Chrysomelidae.